AUGUUUUUAUUUAUUCCCCCAGAUGAGUACAAGACAUGGCGAGAUGACGGGAGGUGUGGGAAGUGGCAUCCUCUCCAGGACGGCCGGAGUGCUGAAUGUGACCCGGACAGUGAGCGACCCUGUUGUGAGUACUAUUACGGCUGGUGUGGGAACAAACCUGACCAGUGCUACUGUCCGGGGUGUACUGACUACAGGAUAGUCAGAAAGAUGAGACAAUCUGAAGAGGAGUGUGUUGUAGCUGCUGUAGGAGGGUUUCUUAAGAAAGUGUGCGCGAGUGAUGGGGUGAAGUCUCAGUACCAGUUCACUUGUGCCUAUUCAGAUGCGAGUUACGAGGGUAACUUCGAGUUUGACAGGGUCUCCUUUACUUAUGCUAUAAACAGUGUUACUGAUAUCUGUAAGAACGACCCGUAUUCGUACCAGGUAUGUGGAUUUAACACGGAGAUAACCAACACAGAUGUUCUGUGUGGAGGCUACUUCUGUAAGGAGGCAGCAACAACCUACAGUUUUAGCAGAUGUGAAGAGAACUGUGGGUCUCAGACAGAGUGUACCAAACCUCCAACAGAGGGUACCUCCGUUAAACUGGAGUCCUCCACAGUAUGUGACGGGAAGUGUGACCUCUGGUUAUGUGAAGAUGAAGGGGAUUGUAACGGGUACACCUACGGGGUGUUCUGCUCCAGGUAUGGUACUUACAUCUACGUGCCCCCCUACAGAGUGUGUGACGGGUAUGCAGCUUGUGAUAACUAUGAGGAUGAGCAGGACUGUCUGAUGAAUGACGUCACGUCACGUGACACCCCCCACCCCUGUCCUCAUUCCAAUCUCCUCGAAAUGGGGGAAUAUGUAGCUGUUCCUAUUCUCAACUACACGAGAUGCUCUGUGUUUGAUAUAGUGGGAUAUAACCGUCCCUACUGUCACAACUACUUAGAUCAGACUAACUGUACGGAUAUUGCACGGGUGGGGGGUUAUUGCAAUGUGAACGGGUUUAUGUCUAGUAUUUCUAAAACUAUGAUUUGUCUUGAUUAUUCUGACACACUUGGAGUCCCCAUGCCAGUGAAACUGUGUGAUGAUGGAAUGGAAAACGCUUGCAUCUCACCCUCCACUUCUUGUAGAGUACACAAACACAGGAUGUGCGAUGGAGUGAUGGACUGCUCAGAUGGUAGUGAUGAGACCAAUAAUUUGUGCAAUUUAAUGACUUCUGCUCACGAAUGUAAACGAUCGUUUGGUCGGGACACCCAAAGUUUACCCUUCCCUGUCGCCUGGAUAUUGGAUAACGAGAUAGACUGUUUGAACGGAGUCGAUGAAGAUUCAACUGUUAGUCAUUAUUCCAAUCUUGAACGUUGGAUGUUUUGUGGGGACAAGGAAAGUGGGACAUUCCGAGUUAAGUUAGACUAUGAUAACGCAUCAUGUCAGGACAUAUAUAGGUGUCCACGAGGAGCCAUCCCGUUUGUAGAUGUUGAUCUUCUGUGUGGUGAGAAUGAGACUUGCGGAAUGUCUACUUGUGAGACUGCUGGAGACCUCCCUCGCAUUGACAAUACUGUUCCGUAUCAGGGCUCAGUUAAAGAUAUAUGUCGUUAUAUGGGGGUUCCAGAGAGGGAGGUUUGUUCCGUUAAAGAAUUCUCACGACCUUUAGUUGAUGUUUUCGGAGCAGCAAGGAUCCGUGUAAACGUUCCUUCCUCCAAAAUAGAUUGCAGUAAUAUUUUUGGAGAGUCGUAUGUGUACCUAAGUUGUUUAGAUCUCUGCCUAGACUCCGUGUGCCCUCUAGAAACCACCCCCCUGAUCCACAACUCGUGUCCAGGCCAGUACCCUGACAGAAUAUACACGCUAGCUAACAAGUCAUACCUUACUUUCGUGACAGAUACCAACCCUGAGGGUCUGUACGAACAAAACUUCUUCCAGUGCAAAAACAGUAAAUGUGUGGAGUACCAUCAGGUGUGUGAUCUUGUUGAUGAUUGUGGUGACUUUUCAGAUGAAAUCAACUGCACUAAUCACAAAGUUAUUGCGCACAAGAGAGCGAAGAAGAAGAAGAAGUGGAUACCCUAUCGGAAGUUGGCUUCACGGACUCUACUAGCAAGAACCUGAUCAGGAGUUAACUGUAGUAAUUUGUUUUUUAAAAGAUGAAAAAUAUGACUUAUCCCUGUUUUUCUGUGUAUCAGAACA
This is a messenger RNA of Bolinopsis microptera, 2154 nucleotides long. RefSeq names its product prolow-density lipoprotein receptor-related protein 1-like. Gene Ontology annotation, cellular component: plasma membrane. Gene Ontology annotation, molecular function: protein binding. The transcript is spliced from 2 exons. The record is from RefSeq and is a predicted model, not a curated record. The coding region runs from base 1 to 2076 and encodes 691 amino acids. Lineage: Eukaryota; Metazoa; Ctenophora; Tentaculata; Lobata; Bolinopsidae.